CUGCAGCUGGACUGCUGCAAGCCGCGAGAUUUCUGUGAGACUCGCUGAGGACAGAAACUGCAAAACAACACGUGAUUUCACGUUAGACACCACAAAAGUCUCCAAUUAAUCCAGAUCGCUGGAUUCAUCGCUGGUCGCUUUUGACAAAAAGUCGCCAAAAGGGUUUGGAAAGUAAAUCUACCAAACAACGAAGGAGCCUGCGCAUGCGCAUAUCUUAAGUCAUAAUUUCGACUUUCUAACCCUUCUUAUUUUCUGGCGGAAAUGAGCUUCCAUAGGAAUAUAACAGUGAUUUGGGACAGAAGGCGGUGACGCUGUCCUGUCUUUCUGUCCAGUCACCCUAGCAACAACAGACGCCGCCGCUUGGCUUCACUAGCCAAUCACCCAGCACGCAGUGUCUACGUCAUAUCCUGUCUACGCUCCGGGUGUGCGGAGUCCGCCAUUUUGGUUGCUGCUAGCCGAGCGGCUAGCACAGAGUCUCUGCGGAGAGGAUGAGGAGUACCUGAACGAACCGAGCCCCGCUGAGCUGUCAGAACCGAACCAGAGAGCAGCAACCCUCACUGGACCGGCUCUGGUCUCGGAAACAUUAGCCUCCCGUCCGCAUGCUGCUACCUUAGUCAGUAAAGAAACUGUUGCUUCGGUUCCGUUUCGAUCAAUUUUGGGUAAAAACUACCGGAAAAGAAGCCGUGCCGUGCCCAGCCGAUCAAGAUAACCUUCCGGUCCUGUAGUCAGGGCUGGAACCAGUGAUGCCGGGGGGUAAACAGGACCUGGAGGUAAACCAGCCCGCUACAGGUCGUUAAAACGUCAGCAGGCGUUCCGGGUCAUACAGGCGGCUGCCCGGAACCCCCCCACUGACCCGGGUAACAUGUCCAGUAGAACCCCCUUGCCCACCGUCAACGAACGGGACACCGACACCCAUGCCCUAGUGGAGGAUGGGCGUGGCCAGGUGUCGUCCCGGUCUGUCCGAUCUGCUCGAUGUAAAAACUUUCCGUCCAUAGCUGAUGAGACGCCGCAAGUCGGAAAAUACCGACUCCUGAAAACCAUCGGGAAGGGAAACUUUGCUAAAGUCAAGUUAGCACGACACGUCCCCACAGGACGAGAGGUGGCAAUCAAAAUCAUUGAUAAGACUCAGCUGAACCCCAGCAGCCUGCAGAAGCUCUUCAGAGAGGUCAGAAUAAUGAAGAUCUUAAAUCACCCAAACAUUGUGAAGCUGUUUGAGGUGAUCGAGACUGAGAAGACUCUGUACCUGGUGAUGGAAUAUGCCAGUGGAGGUGAAGUGUUUGAUUACCUCGUAGCUCAUGGGAGGAUGAAGGAGAAGGAGGCCAGAGCCAAAUUCAGACAGAUUGUGUCUGCAGUUCAGUACUGUCAUCAGAGGCACAUCGUUCACCGCGACCUCAAGGCAGAGAACCUCCUCCUGGAUGCUGACAUGAAUAUUAAAAUAGCAGAUUUUGGGUUCAGUAACGAGUUCACUCUGGGUGGGAAACUGGACACGUUCUGUGGUUCUCCUCCGUAUGCGGCUCCUGAGCUCUUCCAGGGUAAGAAGUAUGAUGGUCCAGAGGUGGAUGUGUGGAGUCUGGGAGUGAUCCUCUACACUCUGGUCAGUGGAUCGCUGCCCUUUGACGGACAGAACCUCAAGGAGCUGAGAGAGCGAGUCCUUCGGGGUAAAUACCGGAUCCCCUUCUACAUGUCCACUGACUGUGAAAGUCUGCUCAAACGCUUCCUGGUGCUGAACCCAGGAAAAAGAGGAACUCUAGAGGUAAUCAUGAGGGACCGUUGGAUCAAUGUCGGCUCUGAUGAAGAAUCAUUGAAACCUUUUGUGGAGCCGCAGCUGGACGUCAGAGACCAGGAGAGGAUCGACCUCAUGGUGGGGAUGGGUUACUCUAGAGAGGACAUCAAUGAUUCGCUCACCAAGAUGAAGUAUGAUGACAUCACAGCUGCCUACCUGCUGCUAGGUCGCCAGGCUGCUGAGGUCAGAGGUGGUUUCCAUGGUGACAGCAGCAGUGACGCACAGAGAGGCCGGGCGGUGAUGGUAACUGUGUUUGUUGUUCAGGUGGAGGUGAGUGAAUCCAGCAGAGCGUGUCAUUCUCCUGCCCACCUCCUCAACCAUCGCUCCUCCUCCAAACAGAGGAGGCAUAGCGACCAAGUCUGUCCCGCCCCCUCGGUGGACAAGAGGAGUCACAAUGCAGCGUGUGCAGAGGAGGAGGUGAAGCAGGAAGUGGGGGGUUCCAACAAGAAGUCCAGUCCUCUGGAUGGAGGCAAUCCGCUGCUAGGCAACGCCAACAACCCCAACAUGGCUGACAUCCCUGAGCAUAGGAAAACGUCAGCCACGCCCACCUUAAGUUCAAAGAGCGCGUCGUCCAGCAUGACGAGGAGGAACACGUAUGUUUGUACUGAGAGUAAAUCUGCAGAGCGACGCUCUGUGGUCCCCAACGGCAAAGAGAACAGCGCUGCUGCAAACCCCCCUGAGAGGUCAGUGGGCGGAGUCUCCACCCACAUUGUGAGCAGCGGAGCGACACCACCCGACCGGCUGCGUUUCCCUCGAGGGACGGCGAGUCGCAGCACCUUCCACGCCGGUCAGCUGAGAGACAAACGAAGCCCCGCCCACAACAGCCCACCCGCCUCGCCCAGCCUUUCCCAUGACGCCCAAUCACGAGCCAGAGGGUCGACCAACCUGUUUUCCAAACUCACCUUUAAACUCACACGCAGUCGCAACAUAUCAUGUGAUCAGAAGGAGGAUCCAGGUUCUCCUGCUGCUCCACAGCUGAGGGAGUCGAAACCUCGCUCCCUGAGGUUCACCUGGAGUAUGAAGACCACUUCCUCCAUGGAGGCUCAGGACAUGAUGAAGGAGAUCAGGAAGAUUCUGGAUGCCAAUAACUGCGACUACGAGCAGCGUGAGCGCUUCCUGCUGCUCUGUGUCCAUGGCGACGGACACCUAGACAGCCUCGUCCAAUGGGAGAUGGAGGUCUGCAAACUUCCCCGCCUCUCGCUCAACGGUGUCCGCUUCAAGCGGGUAUCAGGAGCGUCCAUCGCCUUCAAGAACAUCGCUUCCAAGAUCGCCAACGAACUUAAGCUAUAGAGACAGGGAGACAGGUCAGAGAAAGACAGGGAGAUGGGUCAGAGACGGAUGUGGAGACAGGUAGGGAGGGAGACAGGUCAGAGACAGACAGGGAGACAGGUCAGAGGGAGACAGGUCAGAGACAGACAGGGAGGGAGACGGGUAAGAGACGGACAGGUAGGGGGAGGGAGAGACGGAGAGACGCGGUCUGUGUUGAUUCAAAGCAGCUGAUCAAUAUUAAAAGUCAUUGAUGAGUUGAUUCGCUUGUCUCUGCGUAUCAGCGAAAAGUCCACAUCAAACUUCUGAUUGUGCGGCAAAGGAAGUUGGGAUUUGGAGUCGAGUGUUAUGAAGGGCACAGAAAUACACUUGUUUUAUUUUGAAAAGCCCUCAGCCAUGACUCACCUGCUGGCGACCUAAAGAAGGCGGGGCCACGGCCAGGGGGAGGGGCCAUGUCUGUGAAUGUAAAUAGUUUGUGUGACUGCUUCCGUUGUGUUCUUUUGUAUGUCAGCAGUCAGCUGAGGUUCACUUAUGUGUCAUUAAACACUUUGAACGCAUCACAA
Messenger RNA from Pungitius pungitius (ninespine stickleback), 3612 nucleotides. RefSeq names its product MAP/microtubule affinity-regulating kinase 3-like. The record is from RefSeq and is a predicted model, not a curated record. Gene Ontology annotation, cellular component: cytoplasm; plasma membrane. NCBI's taxonomy places the organism in Eukaryota, Metazoa, Chordata, Actinopteri, Perciformes, Gasterosteidae. The transcript has 16 exons. Gene Ontology annotation, biological process: protein phosphorylation; intracellular signal transduction; microtubule cytoskeleton organization. Gene Ontology annotation, molecular function: ATP binding; protein serine/threonine kinase activity; tau-protein kinase activity. Bases 863 to 3073 code for a protein of 736 amino acids.